UUAUCAAGUGUUGAUAAAUUGGGCCAAACCCCUUUUUUUCAACCGUCGAGCUGCUCGUUAUGAACCCUGGUGCGGUGUGUCAUGGGCUGUGACUGAAACUGGAGAGAAGGUGAAGUUGGUUUAAACUCAGUUGUUUGCUCAAUGAGUCAAAUCUCAACAAAUGGCACAUUAUCACUAAUGGUGAUCUAAAAAAAAACAAGAAACUUAAAUAUAUAUAGUACAGUAAAUAUAUAGAUACAAACAUCUCACUAAAAUCCUAACGUUCCACAUCUUCAGUGUGCAGAAAUAAGUUUUAAUUUCACACGGAGUGUCAAAAGUGUUCACGCAAAAACCCGAGCGUGCACGUGCACGUCCACAUGAACGCUCACGCUCACGCUCACGCUCACGAUCGCUCGGAGAUUAAACCCUGAGGUCCCUCCCUGUUCAGCUUUACUUUAAGCUCGAGUCUCUUGCUGUCCACUUUGCUGAAGUCCACAGGAACUGUGAAGCUAAGAGAAGAUUCUACAUGGCGACCACCGGGUUACAGAUUGGCGGAUUCCUGUUGGGUCUCAUCGGAGUGGCUGCGAUAAUCGCGGCGACCGCAAUGAACAACUGGAGUACGCAGGACCGCCAGGGCGACGUCGUCACCGCCGUUUACACGUACAAGGGCCUGUGGCAGGACUGCGAGGUGUCCACAUCUGGGUUCACCGAGUGUCGGCCGCUCUACGGACUUCUGGGAUACUCAGGUCAGUUCCAGGCCGUGAGAGCGAUGAUGGUGAUCGGGAUCAUCUUGGGCGUGAUCGCAAGCGUCAUCUCGUUGUUCUCUUUAAAAUGUUUCAAAAUGGGAAGCACAGAGGAUUCAACCAAAGCCAAGAUGACGCUGACAGCAGGCAUCAUGUUUGUCAUCGCAGGACUCUGUGGCAUCAUCGGAGCUUCGAUUUACGCCAAUCAGAUCGUCGCCAGCUUCAUGAUGACCACCUACAACCCGAAUUACGGCGGGAUGAGUCAGAUGCAGGGAAUGGGAGAGAUGGGAGGAAUGGGAGGAAUGGGAAUGUCUAUGGUUAACAGGUUCACGUUCGGGACGGCUCUGUUCGUGGCUUGGAUUGGAGGAGGACUGCUACUAAUAGGAGGGGUUUUAAAGUGUGUGGCCUUCAGGGGUUUGCACGCCGAGACCACGCCUUAUAAAUCAGUGGCGUAUAAAGUCCCGUCUCAGUCGAAGUCAACGGAGGAGGGAAGGGAACGUGGACAGAAAUACGUGUAAACUCCUCCUUUCUUCCCUGGACUUAUGACGGAUUCCUCUCGCUCUCUUUCUCUUUCUCUC
Messenger RNA from Silurus meridionalis, 1300 nucleotides. It is a transcript of the gene cldn18, whose product is annotated as claudin 18. Bases 506 to 1240 code for a protein of 244 amino acids. Lineage: Eukaryota; Metazoa; Chordata; Actinopteri; Siluriformes; Siluridae. The transcript is spliced from 5 exons. The record is from RefSeq and is a predicted model, not a curated record. Gene Ontology annotation, biological process: bicellular tight junction assembly; cell adhesion. Gene Ontology annotation, molecular function: structural molecule activity. Gene Ontology annotation, cellular component: bicellular tight junction; plasma membrane.